AUGACCGGCUUUACCGUCAGCUACGCCGUGGCUUUGCUGCUCUUCCUCCCGACGCUCUAUGCUGUCUUGAGGAUGGUUUGGGUCUUGGCCGAGGAGGGCCCUGCCCGGAAGUGCAUGACCACCUUCUUCAUUCUGGGCCUUUCCCUCCCCCUCUACCCGUUGCUUGCGGCUCUCUUGCUGGCCUUGAUCUGGCUGAUUCUGGGCUUUGCAGUGCUCGUCGUCUCAACUUUUGGACCGGCGGCUUUGGGGCUUUUUGCACUCAUGCAGCUGUGGGAAGUCAUGGAGAACGUGAUGGAGCAGGAGAGGGCCAAGACGUCUCAGAUGCAAAGACGCAACAGCUCAGUGGAAGAUAUCACCUGCUGGGAGCUUCUUUGCGGCUUGCUGAUUGGCAUCCUAAGCUGCUGCAGCUUCGGCGUGCUAGCCUUUGCUUUGACGAUCCUGAAGUCACCGCUGGUGAUUCUUUCCGUCGUGCUCCGCUUUGUCUACGAGUCUUUGUGCCGUUGGCUGAUCCUGGUCCGUUGUGGGUGCCGACCUUUCUGUUGUUGCUGUGCCACGUCCGCUGUCGUCCCAGUGGGGGAAAGCCGGGAACCUCGAUCCGUUUCCCAGCUCCGCUCCGAGGGUUACUCUGCGAAGGAUCUGAAGGACCUGGGUGCGCGCGCCGGUGAUCUGUACGAUGCCGGCUUUACCAUCUGCGAGCUUCGCGAAGACGCGGAGUUCAGCACGAAUGACUUCGGUGCAGCAGGCUUAAUCGUAGAGCUGGAAUGGCACGAGCAAGGGGGUAGCUGGUUGUGGUGGUGGUUCCCCCUCAUCUUCCUCACAUGGCUGAGUGCAGUGGGUUGCCUUGUAUGUGCCAUGUUGCUGGUGGUGGUUUUGGUAGCACUCUCAAAGCUGAUUUUGGCAGUGGUCUGGCCAGCCUACAUCUCCGCAGGUUGGUUGCGCAUCUUGGCGCAAGCUCGACGAAGGCAAAGCGCGAGGACUUGCUGUGAGCCUUUGGUGCAAGGUUUGAAAGCUGGCUAUCAGGUUGUAUGGGCUGGGUCCAUGUUGACCAACGUCUGCAUGCUCAACAAAACGCUCGAGGCAAAGGUAACACUCGUGAGUCAAACGGUUCGCGAGUGCUUCGAAUUUGCCAGGGGAGACCGUACCGAGUUGUCGCCGAUUCUUCAAAGCUUGUCCAUCUUCCCUCCUGUGGUGGUUGGACUCUUCACAGACUCCUGGGACCUACGCCUGCGCAGCCUCGCCCGACAGCUCGGGGUGUCGGAAGAUGUCAUCCAAGAAGCCUGGCGUGGCUUGGGGCGCCAGAUGAUCCGGUUGGGCCGGGAAGCCCUGGAAUCGUGCCUCCUCACGGAGGACUUCGUGCAGGCCAUUCCUGCAGAGCUCUGCAUCGGUCUGCCGGCAAGAGCCAUGUUGGAGGCCGUGGAGCGCUCGCCCAGAGGGGAGCUGCUGCUAGUGGGAGGCUUGAGGAUUCUGGAACAUCAGAUUCCAAAGCUGAAGUUUGCGGAGAAGGUUUGGGGCCACUUCCGGCAAGCUCAAGAUGCACGGAUGCGGGUCCAAAUAGGUGCAGAUGUCCAUCGGCUGCUGUGCGCUGCCCUCUUGGCAGGCGGUGCAGAUCGGGAUGCUCUUCCUGCAGGACUGGCAGAGGCAAUGAGGGAGUAUGAGGAGCUGCCGAAAUCAGCCUAUGACGCUUGCCAAGCGAUUGUUCGGCCGCUGAUCGCCUUUGGCUUGGAGUGUGGCAGUCAACCCGAGUUUAAGAAGAAGUUGGAACUGGUGAUCCAAUCCAUGACAGAAGUGGAUUCAGAAGAGCUCGGUCAGUACUUGUACGCUGUGCCUCACACUUCGCAACAGCAUGGUCAGUACAUUUACGCUGUGCCCUACGCGGAGGAUGAUUUGGAGGCAGGCGGAUCGGAAUCGUCGGAAGGUACCGACAGCACCUAG
Messenger RNA from Symbiodinium sp. CCMP2456, 1932 nucleotides. The record is from the annotation of a GenBank genome assembly. NCBI's taxonomy places the organism in Eukaryota, Dinophyceae, Suessiales, Symbiodiniaceae.